Molecule: messenger RNA, 4095 nt
Organism: Octopus sinensis (East Asian common octopus)
Lineage: Eukaryota; Metazoa; Mollusca; Cephalopoda; Octopoda; Octopodidae
Product: kinesin-like protein KIF20A
Exons: 17
Coding region: 251-3145 (964 amino acids)
Biological process (GO): microtubule-based movement
Cellular component (GO): kinesin complex; microtubule; nucleus
Molecular function (GO): ATP hydrolysis activity; microtubule binding; ATP binding
Source: RefSeq, a predicted model, not a curated record
AAAAAAAAAAGAUAUUCGCUAACAAAGUUGUUUGUUUUUUUACAUUAAUUCACUAUUUUUUCACUCGUUUUGGUUUUUUUUUCCCCCUACAAAACUCAUCAAUUCGUGAUAUUUCUUCAUCAAACUGACACGUUAAAGUACUAAUUAGGUGAGUAACUUCGGAAGUUUUCCUUCAUAUUUAUUCCAUUAGCACAAGUUUUAACGUCUAAACCAAUUAUAUAUAUACAAGCAUCUCGAAAUAAUUUUCAUUAUGACGAGUAGAGAAACAAUUUUGUCAUCGGGGGAUGCGGAAGAUGAGGACAAGGACAAGGUAGAUGGUCUGCGUAAAAACUUACUCGAUGAAUUUUACAGCGAAACUAAUGACAACUUUGAAAAGCUAAAGGUCUAUUUGAGAGUUCGACCAUUCACACCUGAGGAACAACAGAACAAAUAUCGGAGCUGUCUGACAAUCUGUGGCAAGACGGUCACAGCUUGGGCCCCAAAGGAUUCCAACACGUACAAAAGCAACACUUACACUACCAACAAGAAUGUUCAGACAUUCAAGUUCUCAAGAAUUUUCGAUGAACAGACAUCACAGAGCGACUUUUACAGCGAAACCUGUCAGGGACUCGUGAAGAACUUCCUCAAUGGACAGAACUGCCUCAUGUUUGCUUAUGGAGUAACCAACUCGGGCAAGACAUACACAAUACAAGGUACACCGAAAGAACCAGGUAUAUUACCUCGUACGCUUGAGACAAUAUUCAGCCACAUCUCCGGUAAACUGUGGCACGGUCUCGACCUAAAACCAAAAAUGUAUUUAGACGUCAUAAAACUAUCGCCCACCUUUGAAGCCGAUGAAAAACAAAGAAAAGAAGAACUUUUGCGGUUAGCUUCUUUUGAUGAAUCUGAUAACCAGAGCACUUUUGCAGACAGUGGUCGUGAGUCAUGUACCUUAGAUGCCCAAGAGACCACCCACGAUUCUGAUGUUAAUGAAGAAGACUUGCUGCGUUCCACCCAUCUGGAUGACUCUGCGUUCUCGGGCCAAAUAAAGUAUUCGGUAUGGAUCAGUUUUGCUGAGGUAUACAAUGAGAAUGUGUUUGAUCUUCUGGUUACUCCUCUCCAUAAGAAGCGGAAUCCCUUGAAGUUGGGUCAGGACAAAAACAGUAACCAUUACAUUCGUGGUUUGACAGAAGUAAAUGUUUCAUCCAUUGAAGAGGCCCAGAAAGUGUUGAUUCUUGGCCAGAAAAAUCUCCACAAAGCUGCCACAAAACUCAAUCACAAUUCCUCUCGAAGCCAUUGUAUAUUUAAUAUCAAACUUGUACAAGUUGUUAACAGAAAGAACCCAAGUGUGGCUAAAGUGAGCAUGUUGUCUCUCUGUGACUUGGCAGGUAGUGAGCGUACGUGUAAGACCAAUUCCACAGGUGAUCGUCUGAAAGAGGCUGGCAACAUCAACACUUCACUGCUGACACUUGGCCGGUGCAUUGAGACAAUGAGAAGUAAUCAGUUAAGAAAGGAGUUUCCAAAGUUGAUUCCUUACCGAGACAGCAAGUUGACCCGUCUUUUCCAGGGUUUCUUCAAUGGUCAUGGUGAGGCCAUAAUGAUUGUCAACGUGAACAAAUGCAGCACUUUGUUUGAUGAAACUCUGCAGGUGUUCAAGUUUUCGGCUAUUGCCAAGCAGGUAGUCAUUCAAAAGGACCCACUGAAGUCACCGUCUGUCAACAUCUCACCCGUGCUCCCUGUCAAGCCUCUCUCAAACCUUGAAAGGGAUUCUAUACCCUGGGCUACAGAUGUCAUUUUCAACGAACCACAUCCAUCUGAUGUUGAACCACAUCCAUCUGAUGUUGAAGACGAAACUUUUGAAGAAGAAGAACUCACCGAAAGAGAGAGUGGAUUGUUGAACAUCAUAGAGACGUGCAAGACAAAGAUUUCUUGGCUACAGAAAUUGUUGACCGAGGAGAAAAAGAACCGAAUGUUGGACGAAAUAAAGAUACGAGAAGAAGUGACCAAGGAGGUGAUGAAACAGUUUGUUAUCAUUGAAAAGAGUUACAAUGAAAAACUCCGUGCCAGUCAGCUGGAAGCAGAAGAAAGGUCCAAUCGGUGUGUAUUGAAGAUGCUGAACACCGUAAGCUCCAAGAAGCGUUCUCAUGAUGAGGUGGAGAGUGAAGAGAAAGUUGUACCUUUGCAUGUGUUUGAAGAACUGCAAGAGAAGAAACAGGAAUGUGAAUUGAAAAUCGAAAAACUAAACCAACAGCUCGAAUCAACAAAAGCUCAGCUGCGAAGGCUGACAUUGGAUCGUUCUGCAUUGCAAUCAGAGAAGACCUCCUUACAACUGCAAUUAGAGGUUCCUGGUCUCUACAAGAAUACGGUGGAUAAUACAAGUAUGGGCGACAACAUUGAACAGGCAAAUGUCUUGAACAAAUUGACCAGUAUGCUCAGAGACACCCAAGAAAAACUGGGAAAUAAGGAAUCUGCCGUGAAUGAAUUGGAAGAGCAGCUCGAAGAAGCUGGUGAAACUUUCAAAGAACAACAAGAGAAGAUAGAGCAGCUGGAGAAGAUGGUGAAAGAAAUGAAGAAGACAUCGACAGAAUGCAAAGUGUGUCUGGAGAGAAGUGAAGCUGGGUCGCCAGUCGGGUCAAAAGCUAAAUUGCAGAAGAUGGAGUCUGUUCCGGAAAAGGCAUCAGGUACAAACACUACUCUUCCUUUUCAAGGCACAACCAAUGAAAAACGAGUUACUAGGAAAAUGGUUUGUAAUGGUAUGGCUGCAAAUGGACACAGAACUAAUGAUCUCAUCACCACCAGUGUCCGUGGUGUCGUUGUGGAGAAGGCAGACGAGUCUCGUGUGCUACGGCUUUUGCUCAACAAUACCAAUAGCAGUAACUUGGUUCCAACACCGACAAAGACCAGCUUGCUACGCAUGAAGAAAUUUUCUUUGAAACAGUCUGACAUUGAAAAUAGCCCACCUGGUUUUGUUGGUAAGCUUAAUAAGGGAGGCAAGAAGAAAGAGAGCUUGCGGCAUCGUUUGCUGGCGCCGAUCUGCUCCAAUCUGAUUGCUGACAAGAAAAAGAAGAAAGGCGAAAUAAGGAAUCGGCGCCGCUCUAGUUUAGUUUGCAAUAAACGUACUUCUCUUGAUAUAAGCAAAAAAUAUAAUUUACGAAGCAAAAGAUGAUUCCAUUUUAGAUUAAUUUAAACAGGAAGAUUAUACCAAAAUAAUUAGGGGCUGUCUUGGGUAAAUUGAUACCAGAAAGGUUAAUAAUGUGUAUACUAUUUAUGGUGAAAUAAAACAUAUUUUAGAAACGUAACAUUAUGUAGCAGAAUGAAAUAUUGUAAUGAUCGGGCAAUUUGUUCAUUGUGAGCCUUGCAGCUACAGUGAACUAGAAAAGUUUCAAUAUCUGAUAGCAGAUGUUAUUGACAAGGGUCAGAUUUCAUUACAAUAUUAAAACAUUUGCAGGUCUUUCACUUUCCUUGGCUAAAACCAAGUUCAACUAGUUUAAAAAGUGGCACCUUUUAGAAUUAUCAUAAAUAAGAUAUAGCAAUUAGAUUUGUCUGUGGCUCCCAAAUGUCUCAAUUUUUUAAUAUGUUCAUAUCAUCUCUAAACGUGAUACAGACAAAACUGUUGUGGAAAACCAAUAUUAUACCAUCUGAAUCAAAGUUGCAAAUUUUGUAGUUGGUAGUUUUAUACAAGACAAUCUCAAAUUUAGAGGAAGUGACGCAAAAACAAAUGUCUUUAAAGCAUCAAUGGCCAUGUUAUUUCAGAAGCAGGGGAAGGUUCCUUUUAUCAUUAUUAUUUAAAUUUUUUUAAUUUUUCGAGAUUUCUUUUAAUUUGCUGGAGUAUGUCGUGGAUAAUAAUACUGAAUUGAUUGUGAAUCUGUGUAAUAACUACCUGAAUUACGAUGAAUGUCUGCAAUCAGUCUGUUGUGGAUGAGAUGUGAGGACUUGAAUUAACCACUGUGUGUGUGUGUGUAAUUUUGAUCAGAGAUUAAAUGAAAGCUGAUUUAUCUCUUACAUAUCAUUGUCCAUGAUGUUUGGUGUUGACAGUGAUGAUGAUUGUCGUGAAUGUGACAGAUUUUUUUGAAAGAAUCAGAAAUUAUGGAAUAAAUUUGUAAAGGUCCCGGCAAA